CGUUGAAAUCAUAACGUGGUUCAGGCGAAAGCAUGAUAUUCCCGAUUGAGGCGUUCGUAAAUCGCUCGAGUAAUUCAACUUUUGUGAAAAAAUUUCGUCGAUUUAUAGAAGGAUCGGCUUCUUCAAGGCACUUGGAUGAGCUUAGGAAAUCAUUGUAUUUGGCAACAAAGAGCAAGCUCAAUCAUUCUUGUGUAAUGUUGAGAUAACAGACAAAGACUGAGCACCAUCAGUGGCAAUAACAAUGACAAACUAGCUCAAACUAGAGCAUAUUGUUGACUUGUUUUUCUUAGUUCAACAUGGCUGGUUAACGGCAUGAAUGAUCCAUCGGAUUUGCUGAAUUUAAUUGAAAGUGGAGAGGGAAUUUUCGAUGAGAUUGGCAUGAAUAAUAUAUCAUCGCAGUCAUCUCUUCCACAAACCUCUAGUAACAAUCAUCUCUUCAACAUGGACUCGUUUGCGAGUUUCCCGAACCAGACUUCUGGCUCGACGCAAUCGCAACUGCUUCACAUGGCUGGUCAAUCUCAAUCUUCAGAUCAGUUUCAGCAGUUCUCCCAAAAGCUAAGCCAUUAUGCUGCCAAUCCCACGUUGGCACAACAAGGUAAUGGCUUUCCCAGUCAAUCAGUAAAUAAGCUAGCCCAAUCACAAUCACAACAAUUUUCAAGAAUGCCUGGAAUGCAAAUGCCCGGAACAAACCAGUUUCCCACGCAGGUCAGUACUUCCCUUGGAACAAACUGGCGUAGAUCAUCUAACUUGCACAAUUCAUUUGGACAAUUUGGAUUGGCUCAGCAGUCACAGCCACCAACCAAUGAGCAAGCUCCUACUGCAGGAUCACCAUUGUCACAAGGAUUCAUGAGCUCGCAACCAAGUAAUUUAGCAAGGCUUCAGCAUUUCAUGACUAACAAACAAUCAAAUCCAAUGUUGAGUCAAUCUCCAAACCAGUUUAUAGGUCAGGAGAGCUCAUCUAACUUGACUGAUAUCAGCAAUUCAACCCCAAAGUUGAACCAAGGUAAAACUGUGUCAUCAGGACGGCCAUUUAGCCAAGACCAGUUGAACAAGUUGCACCACUUGGUCUCCGGAGGCAUGCCGUCACCUACAUCCGAUACUUCUACAAAUGCGAACUCACCUGCUGCAAACUUUGUCCAGUCCAGUAGCUCUUCAUUCACGUCCUCACCAGAUCCUUUUUUGGCAAACAAGAACAUGCCUUCAAUGUAUAACAAUUUACAACAGCGGCAACAGUCACCGAUGAGUGGACAAGUUCCAAUGCAAGCUCAAAAUCCCUUCUCGCAAGCUCCUUCUGUAAAUAGCAUGCAACAAGAUUAUGCUAUGCGACGACCACCGCAGUUUCAAGAUGGCAACUUUCAAGUGAGGUCCAGCAUGCCAGUUCAACCGCAGAUGAUGAACCAAAAUCCUAAUGCAAUAUCAAACAUGAAGAGUGCCCAACUUCUUUUUCAAUUGCAACGGUUGCAACAGCAAAUUUCACAAGUGCGUGAACUGCCCUCCCCUGCCAGAGAUCAACCUUUACAGCAACUUCAGCAGCAGUUCAGCCGUCUCUAUCACUUGUACCUCGUGGACCAACAGAGACUGAAGAAGCAACAGCAGACAGUUUCACAAAUAAGAUUCAAUCAGGACAGUUUGUUGAAACAACAUCACCAGGAUAAAGCGAAUCGUAUAGUUGCCGAAGCAAUUGCAAAGUCCGCACUCAUGAAUAGUGGCUAUAAUUAUCAAGCCGAACAGCAAAUGAAAAUGAUUGGUCAGCAAUUUGGGUCGGCCAUGAAUAGGCCCAUGAACUACGAUAUGAAACAGGACAGAUUUGCCCAGCAAAAAGUUGCGGAGCCGAUUGUGUUGCCACCGACGAUUGUUAAUCAACUUCCGAAAACAGUUAGGAGCUCAUCAAAGCCCCCAGCAACCGUGUUGAGCAAACCAGUUGUAAAGAGAGAGCGACGAGAUUCUUCCGAACAUGAACCAUCGCCCCCAAAUUCACCAGGAAGUUUUCAUAUUGAAGAUAACACGCCAGCAAGCAUUACGCGGCGAUCACUAAGGGAACGUAAGAAAAAGACGUACAAGGACGAUUUUGAUUACAAUUUGUCUGACGAAGAAGACGGUGGAAAAUCCAAGUCUGCCGGCGGUAAUGGCGUCAAAUCCGAAUCAGGAGAACCGAUUUUCGACGAGGCACCACUUCCGGAAGAGAAUCUAGUUGUGGAGAAAAUUCUUGCCUUAAGAACGGAGACAAAGGAAGAUGGAUUUGCCCAGGAAGAAUUUCUGGUAAAGUACAAAAACUACUCUUACCUACAUGCAGAAUGGGCAACCGCAGAAAAACUAAUGCAACAUGACAAACGAGUUCAGAUGAAAAUAAAACGAUUCUUCAUAAAACGAAAUUCGUUGCCAUUUCCUGACGAGGUUGAUGACGAACCAUUUAAUCCAGAUUACGUUGAAAUUGAUCGUAUUUUGGAUGUGUCGACGGGCGUUGAUCAGUCCACUGGAGCGCCCGUAAGUCAUUAUCUCAUAAAAUGGAGAUCUCUGCCUUACGACGAAAGCACUUGGGAGGUUGAGGGAGACGUGGAUGAGCAGUCCGUUGCAAAGUUUCGCAAUAUUCAAAUUCCUCCAGCGCCUCAUGAAAGACAGUUUCGAAGGCGACCGCAUCCGAGUGAGUGGCGAAAGUUGGACAAAUCGCCGAUUUUCAGUAACAACAACACGUUACGCGAAUAUCAACUGGAGGGUCUGAAUUGGUUGACCUUUUGUUGGUAUAAUGGGCAAAAUUGUAUUCUUGCUGACGAAAUGGGUCUUGGUAAAACGAUUCAAAGUUUAACGUUUCUUAUUCACGUUAAGCAAUACGGCAUUCGUGGACCAUUUCUCGUCAUCGCCCCCCUGUCAACGAUCGCGAACUGGCAACGUGAAGUGGAAACAUGGGGAGAUAUGAACGUUGUUGUUCACCAUGGAAGUGCUACCAGUCGUCAUCUAAUUCAGCAAUACGAGUUUUACUUUCGUGGACCUACGGGUGAACCUAUGAUCGGAAUGUACAAAUUUCAUGUUUUGAUAACGACCUACGAAAUCUUGAUAGCGGAUAACAUGUUGCUGAGCAGUAUUCCUUGGAGAGUGGUUGUCAUCGACGAAGCGCAUCGUUUGAAGAACAGGAAUUGUAAACUUCUGGAAGGGUUGAACAAUCUGCAAAUGGAACACCGAAUCUUGCUCACAGGAACGCCACUUCAAAACAAUGUCGACGAGCUGUUCAGUUUGCUGAAUUUUCUCGAACCCGCGCAAUUUCCUUCUCAAGCUGCUUUUCUUAUGGAAUUUGGAAAUCUGAAAACGGAAGCACAAGUGGAAAGAUUACAAGCCUUGUUGAGACCAAUGAUGUUGCGUCGUAUGAAGGAGGAUGUCGAAAAGAGCCUGGCGCCAAAAGAAGAGACGAUCGUUGAGGUCGAGUUGACAACGGUUCAAAAGAAGUUCUAUCGUGCCAUCCUGGAGAGAAACUUUUCCUUUCUCAACAAAGGUGCAGUUUCGACGUCAAACGUUCCCAAUCUCAUGAACACAAUGAUGGAACUGCGCAAGUGCUGUAAUCAUCCUUUCCUUAUAAAUGGUGCCGAGGAGAAGAUCGUUGGCGAGUAUCAGGCGAACUCUGGCGAGGACAACCGAGACACUGUUCAUUUGACAUCGUUAAUCGAAGCCUCCGGUAAACUGGUUCUCAUUGAUAAACUCUUGCCGAAGUUGAAAGACGGCGGACAUAAGGUGCUGAUCUUCUCGCAAAUGGUGCGAUGUUUGGACAUCUUAGAGGAUUACCUUAUUUGCAAGAAAUAUCUGUUUGAAAGAAUCGACGGUCGUGUUCGUGGUAAUCUGAGACAAGCCGCCAUUGAUCGCUUCUCGAAACCCGAUUCUGAUCGUUUUGUCUUUCUUCUGUGUACCCGUGCCGGUGGACUGGGUAUUAAUCUUACUGCCGCUGACACCGUGAUCAUCUUCGAUUCAGAUUGGAAUCCACAGAACGACUUGCAGGCUCAAGCGAGGUGUCAUCGUAUUGGUCAAGCCAAGUCAGUCAAAGUUUACAGGUUGAUUACGCGAAACUCGUACGAGCGAGAAAUGUUUGAUCGGGCUAGCAUGAAGUUGGGCUUGGAUAAAGCCGUUUUGCAGUCAAUGAGCUCCAAAGACGGUACAGUUAAUUCCGUAGGCCAAAAUCAAGGGCUGUCGAAGAAAGAAAUUGAAGAUCUUUUGAGGAAAGGAGCCUAUGGAGCUGUGAUGGACGACGACGAAGCUAGCUCAAAGUUUUGUGAAGAAGAUAUUGAUCAAAUCCUAGAACGCCGCACUCAAGUUAUCACAAUCGAUUCUGUCGGUCAAGGCUCGUCAUUUGCUAAGGCGAGUUUUACUGCAACGAAGAAAGGAGAUGAAAUUGAUAUUGACGAUCCAGAUUUCUGGAAAAAAUGGGCGAUGAAAGCCGACAUUGAUGUUGACGAACUCAUGAACAAGGAUGAACGUAUUAUUGAUGCACCAAGGCAACGUAAACAAACAAAACGAUACGGUAGAGGUGAUGAUGUCGAUUAUGAACUCUCCGAUCUCGACUCGGACGAGGAGGUUCAGCCGGCAAAGCGCAGGGCGUGGACCCGAGUGGAAUGCUUUAAGGUCGAAAAGAAUCUUCUCGUGUUUGGUUGGCAACGGUGGAAGGAUAUCAUUCAUGCAAUCCGAAAGAGGAAGCUCUCAGAACGCGAAGUGGAAGCAAUCUCUCGUUCCAUUCUUCUCUAUUGUGUUCAUGCGUAUAGUGGCGACGAGAAGUUACGUUCGUUCAUACUGGAACUCAUAAAACCACCUGUGUCGCGCGAGCGGCUGCCUAGCGAGGAACUGGACGCUACUUACAUGCCCAUACCAAAGGGCAACGGUAAGAAGGCCAAAAAGGGCGGUAAGAAAGGAAAAGGCGGUAAAAAAGACGUGAACAAAAGCGCUCUCGCGUUAAUUGAGGCGGUUGGCGAUUGGAAAAGCAUAAAUCCAGAAUUAUUGAUUCUUGACGAGGGAUACAAGAAGCAUUUGAGACAUCAUUGUAAUAAGAUCCUGUUGAGAGUAAGGUUACUCUACAUCAUGCGUGUGGAGGUCAUUGGCGCCAUGGAGUCUAUUGUACGAAGUGACUGCUUGGCAAGCGACAUUAAUGUGAAUCUGCCGAUGACCGAAGGCGAUCCUCCUAUUGGCUGGUGGAACGAAGAAGCCGAUAAGUCGCUUGUUAUUGGUGUUUACAAGCAUGGUUACGAACGAUACAACGCCAUACGGGCAGACCCUUGUUUAAUUUUUCUCAAGAAAUGCGGCCCGCCCACUUCAUCUGAUGAACCAGCUGCCGGGGACGGUGGUGACGGCGAAGGAUUGAGGGAGGAUGAGGACAAUCGUGACGAUCCAGAUUAUCAACUUCCACAAGAAAAUAAAGCGGACGAUGGCGAGUCUGAUGAAGAUGAGGAUUUUGAUGGCGAAGGAAAGGAAUCCCGGAGUAGCGGUAAAGCAGGAUCUAGAGCUGAUAGAACUCCGACAGAUGCCAAUGCUCCAGUUCUUUCGACUAACUCUUCCUUCCUUCCGUGGCCGUCUCCCUCCGAUUUAAACACGAGACUACGUCGAAUUGUUGCCGGCUUCCAGCGAAUCUUAAAGAAAGAAGAGCUGAAACGAGUUGCGGUUGAAAAGGAGAACAGAAGGAAGGAAAAGGUCGAGGAAGCUGUAAGACAAAAAGAGUUAAAAAAAGCAGAACAAGCCCAAAAGUGGUCGAAACGAGAGGAAGUCGAUUUUUAUCGUUGUGUUUCAACGUAUGGUGUUCACAUCAACGCGGCAACUGGAGAAUAUGAUUGGUCGAAGUUUAGGCAAAUGGCCCGCUUGGACAAGAAAAACGACGAUAGACUUUCACAGUAUUUCAAGGAGUUCUUGGCCAUGUGUAAACGAGUUUGUGGUCGUGCCACAGACGAGGAGAUCAUCCUUGGUAAAAACGUCGAAGCAAUAUCGGAAGAAAGAGCAAAUCGAUGUUUGAGACGCGUUGAACUUAUGACCGUUCUCCGUCUGGAUGUUCUUAACCACCCUAAACUCGACGAAAGAUUGAAGCUUGCUCAGAUAACUCCAGAACUUCCUCCGUGGUGGCGAUGCGAGAGACACGACAAGGAUCUUUUAAUUGGUGUCUCGAAACACGGCCUCACGAGAACUGAUCUCAAUAUUUUAGAAGACCCUGAACUGUCAUUUUACGAGUUAAAAAGCGAGAUGGAUGCACAGCACAUGGCUCCGAUAGCGAAUUCUACGGAUUUGUUAAGUGACACCCUCGAGACCACGUCGCGAGAUGCCUUUGCUCCCACAGCGUGCGAGGAUAAAGUAGAUAAACACAUACAUGAAAAGGUUGAAAGAUCGGAUAAUCAAGAAGACUCCGUUGACGAUACUCAAACAUCCUCUGCUACGCCCACAUCGUCCAGGGUUAUCCUACCAAACCCCCAGAUUACACCUGAUGCGUCUACUGAUGACAAUAUCGAGAGAAAUAUCGAACCCGCACCACCCGCAACCGACCUUAAACAGGAUUACGUGAAGGACGAAUCUCAAGUAUCUGGGUCAAAUGCUCUCUCUUCGAUGGCGAAACAAGUGUCGGCAUUGCCACCCAAUCCUGACGUCCCGACGCACACAGGACGUGUGAACGUCGAUGAUGGUAUGGGAAGUAUUCCUCCCGGAAGUAUUCCCCCAGAUGUUAGUAACUUUAACCCGAUGAUAAACGAGUCUAUGUCUAUAAAACUUUGGUGGCCAAAAGAUCGCGUUGUGUUUCAACGAGUUCAGCAACUGUCACAUUUGAUCGUUACGGGGGAAUGGCCCACUAAACCUGAGAAACCUGAAAGACUUCUCGAUCAAGCUGUAUUUCCUGCCGGAAGCGAUCUGUCACCAAUGGGUUUUUCUAUGUACGGCGAUAUUGGUGAAUUGGGUGACCUUUCGCCUGAUGUUAUGGUUGAUCCUCUUUCGAAAGCUUUUAAAGUCAAGAAGCACGAAGGUCUCAAAGUCACUUUGAAGAAAAAUCGAAAGAAACGUAAAAAGGACGAGGAAGGUUUAAUGAUGGAGGAUGACUUCGGUGAAAUAAACCGUUCUAACGACUCGUUAAUGAUGUCGUACGACGCUGACUUCAAUAUGCCUCUCAAACUGGACCAUACGGACAUGUUAGGUCAGGUUUCGAUGUCGAAACCGCGGAGGAAACGUCAGCGAAAAGCCGAAAAACCGCCCAAACCACCCGUGGAGAAGAAAAAACGUGGUCGAAAAUCCAAGAUGGAGAAAUUGAUGGCGCAAGCGGCUGCCGACGCCAUGCAUGCUGGGUUAGUCCCACCACCUGGAGGAGACUGGUUGGGAGGAAACAGAAGUGGUGUUUAUAUGGCUGGAGAAAUGAUGAACGGACCACCAUCAUCUCACGAAUCGAUUUUGAGCAACGAUAUUGAAGUGAGACGGCGUUCUAUUGAUAACCCUAUGAUGGAGAGACCACGUGUUCCCCCUCAAGGUGGUAAUGUUCACAUGGAAAGUAGGCAGCUACCUGGUACCGUUAGAACUAGCGUACUCAAGAGUACCACAAGUGCUGACGAGGAUUCAUUUCAAAUGCGCCACGGUUCCUCUUCAUCGCAUCCCGGUAACGAUCCUUCGCCACCCCUCACAUCACCCAUAAUCCCUACAAAUUCUGCUGGUAUAAGUCCAACCUCGACAACUCCCGUUAGACAUUCUCCAUUCAUGAAGACCGAGUUUCCGUUCGGUACCAGUCAGUUUACAAACUACCCCAAAUAUCCAGUUGGGUUCCCUCAUCCUCCUAGUCUUACGCCUAUCCCCUAUUCUGCUCCACCCAAGUCUUCUGGCAUAUCUAGCCCGACGUCUACAAACUUGUCAAGUAACGUGCCCACGAUAUCACAGUCUGAACCCUCGUUCAGCGGAAAAAACUCUCCCGUCGACAACCCUGUGGAUUCUAUUUGUUACAACGGUUUCCCAAGUGUCUCACCGUCUGAGGCGAUAAGUAGUUACACAAAGGAAUCUGCGCUUAUGAUAGAAAACUCCGAAAUGAAAGUGUUCAGCAGUGACAGCGAAAAUGAUAUGAACGAGGAUAGUCUGGACGCUAGCGAUGAUGAAGAUGUGUCCAGCAGUCCCCUGACGACGUAGUUAUCAUUGCGAUAAGCAAUUUUUUAUCAUCAAUCGAAUUACGGAAAAAUUUUAGCAGUUUCGAAAUUUGUGACUGUGUUGAGUUUUUUUCUUCGUUCUUAUUGUGCAAUUUAUAUCCUUAGCUGGUUCAAUGUGGAUUAUCGAUCUAAAGGACGUGUGUUUGGGUGUUGUUUAUCCAAUCUCUCGUCUUGUUUUAUAUUUAACAGAAAUCCUAACCUCACCUAGUGCUUUUUUCACACUUCUUUUUUUUUUUAAUGUGGAUCUUAUAGAAGCCGAAGAACGAAUCGGCGUAUUUAUUUUACAGAUUCCACAAAAAUCACAUCUUUUCUAAAACUUCCUAUUUACGAUGAGACUCGCGGGUCACUUUUUCAAUUUGGUGUUUGAAUAAUUACCUAUUUAAUGAGCACUAACAACUUUUGGAAGUUGUUGUCAUGUGUAUGUAUAUUACUUCUUAAUUUCAGUAAUUUCUAAGAGCAUCCGUACUUAUUUAUCCUAAAAACCACAAUGAAUUUUCUAUGUAUGUUUGUUGAUAAAUUGUGAAUAAAACUCCUGAUUAGGUUUGCA
This is a messenger RNA of Xenia sp. Carnegie-2017, 8667 nucleotides long. Its product is annotated as chromodomain-helicase-DNA-binding protein 8-like. The record is from RefSeq and is a predicted model, not a curated record. The coding region runs from base 313 to 8103 and encodes 2596 amino acids. NCBI's taxonomy places the organism in Eukaryota, Metazoa, Cnidaria, Anthozoa, Malacalcyonacea, Xeniidae. The transcript has 41 exons. Gene Ontology annotation, molecular function: ATP binding; ATP-dependent chromatin remodeler activity.